AUGUGUACAAAUUGUCUCCGAAAGGGACACAUUCAGAAAAGGUGUUUCGUGCGGUUUCAUUGUAAAAAUUGCCCCAAACGUCAUAACACUCUAUUACAUUCGGAGAAAGAAAAUGAACCUAGCGACACAUCUAAUGUAGAUAAACCUGGAACUUCGACUGCUACAGCAUCGCAUGUUAUGCACACCAACAUAGAUUUUAAUUGCACUAUUUUGCCUACUGUUACUUUAAUUAUCCGAGAUGUAAACAACAAACCUCUUAGAAUACGAGCCUUAUUAGAUUCGGGUUCAGAAGUUAGUAUCAUAACGAAAAAUCUUGCUAAUAAACUCGGUUUUAAAUUACAUAGCUCAAAUUUACUUUUAAGUGGCGUUGACGGCGCAUCAGUUCGAUCCAAUCAAAAUUUUAAUAAGCCAGACGAAGUUGAGUUGUUAAUCGGUGUCGACAUAUUUUUUGAAAUUCUUUUAAAUGAGAAAAUUCUGCUUGGAAAGGAUAAACCAGUGUUACAAAAUACAGUUUUUGGUUGGGUUGUAGCUGGUAACUUCGGAAAUAAUUCUAGUCCUGUUGAUAACUUAACGGCUUCCAUUAAUCACGUCCAGCUAGCAAGCUCUAUAGCAAGGUUUUGGGAAAUCGAUGAGAUAAAUGACAGUUAUUCGGUAUCAAGCGACGAUGAAAUUUGCGAGCGUCAUUUUUUGGAAAAUGUUUCUAGAGAUAUUGAUGGAAGUUAUGUGGUUGCUUUGCCUUUAAAGCCCAGUGCUGAUGUAAAUCUUGGCUUAUCAUUACAACAAGCUAAACGUCGCUUUUUGCAUUUAGAAGCUCGCUUCAAAAGAAAUACUAUUUUAAAAAAACAGUACUCUGACUUUAUCAACGAAUAUAUCGCAUUAGGUCACGCAGCUGUAACAAACUUUGAUCACUCCGGUAUGCAUUAUUAUCUACCACACCAUGCGGUAUUUAAAAAAGAUUCUGACCAGAUCCGCGUAGUUUUCGAUGCUUCUGCUGUAACUUCAACCGGAAAUUCUUUAAAUGACGUACUUUAUACGGGUCCAAAGUUGCAGCAAAGUAUUUUCGAGAUUUUGAUAAAAUUUAGAUGUUACAAAUUCGUGUUCACAGCUGAUAUAGUUAAAAUGUUUCGCCAAAUUCGAGUUAGAAAAGAAGACCAAGAUUUACAACGCAUAUUGUGGCGCGAAGGUCCAAACGAAACUUUAAAGUGUUUGAAAUUAACAACUGUCACAUAUGGAACUGCAUGCGCUCCAUACUUGGCAAUACGGUGCUUGCACAAACUAAUCAGCGAUGAAGGUUCGGCUUAUCCACUUGCUUGCGCAGCGCUGCGUAACGAUUGUUACGUGGACGAUUUAAUAACGGGUUCCGAAACUUUAGAGCAAUCGGUCAGAUUAAGGGACGAAUUAAUAGCAUUGUUUUCCAAAGCAAAUAUGUCUCUCCAUAAAUGGGCUGCAAAUGAUGAUAAAAUUUUAAAAUUUACAUCGUUGGAAAAUGAGCAUUCUGAAAUGUUUGAUAUAACGGAUGAUAAGUCUUCCGUAAAGGCAUUGGGACUUUGUUGGAACCGCGUUUCAGAUUCAUUCGAAAUCCGUACCAAUGGAAUUAUUAUCGAAACAAAAUUAACCAAACGAAAAAUUUUAUCAUCAAUUGCAAAAAUUUUUGACCCACUUGGUUUGAUUUCUCCUUUUGUGGUAAUUGCCAAAAUAAUGAUGCAAGAUUUAUGGCAAUUGAAAAUUAGUUGGGACGAUUUAAUCACAGACAAGUCAAUACUUACUCGUUGGACGCAAUUUGUAAGCGAUAUUACUAUUCUAAAUGACAUAAAAAUACCACGUCCUUUAUUUUUACGAAGCGAAAUUUGUCACUUACAAUUACAUGGUUUUUGUGAUGCUUCGAUAAAGGCAUAUGGCGCUUGCAUAUAUGUGCGCACAGUAUAUCAAAAUCAACAUACUUCUGUCAAUUUACUAUGUUCCAAAUCUCGAGUCGCACCGAUCAAACAUGUUACACUUCCCCGUCUUGAACUUUGCUCUACACUAUUAUUAGUUAGGUUAUAUAAUUCUAUAUGCAAGAUUUUUAAACAUAGGGUUCAUGACAUAUUUUUCUGGAGUGAUUCAAGUAUUGCACUCACUUGGAUUAAUACUUCCCCAUCAAAACUUAAGUCUUUUGUUGCAAAUAGGGUUUCCGAAAUACAAAAUUGUACAAAUGUAACUUGGCGACAUGUUCCAUCGGCCUAUAAUCCUGCUGACCUUAUUUCACGCGGCGUCACUGGUGUUAAACUACGCGAUUGCCACCUUUGGUGGUGUGGACCUCAGUGGUUAAAAUCAAAUAUAAAUUUUUGGCCAGAAAUAUUUAACGUUAAUGAAACUGUCAAUUUGCCUGAGCAGGAACUUAUUCCGUGUUGUUGCUUUUUGUUUAAGAUUCAUUAA
Messenger RNA from Ctenocephalides felis (cat flea), 2415 nucleotides. RefSeq lists its product as uncharacterized. Gene Ontology annotation, molecular function: aspartic-type endopeptidase activity. Gene Ontology annotation, biological process: proteolysis. The coding region runs from base 1 to 2415 and encodes 804 amino acids. The transcript has 3 exons. The record is from RefSeq and is a predicted model, not a curated record. Lineage: Eukaryota; Metazoa; Arthropoda; Insecta; Siphonaptera; Pulicidae.